AUGGCUAGUUGCCGUUGUGUCCAAUUUAAUUCUACUGGUAUCUUUCAAUCACCGGAUUUUCCAAAAGCUCCAUUAUCAUCAAUACUGCCUCAAUCAUCGCUGUUUCCAUUUUUAUGUUUCCUGUAUAAAUUUAUAGCUCCUAAUGGAUACAUUAUUGAAGUGACCUUUGAUUACUUUCAUCUUUCAUCACGAAUUGACCGGCUAUUUGAUAAUUCAUCGAAUGGAUUAAUCAAUGAGCGGACCGCUUAUAGCGGUGAAUUCUGUGCCAAAGAGAUUGAAGUUGGACAAACAUUCUACUCCUAUACGAAAUAUUUCAUAUUUCAUGUGCAAUUAUCUGCAACCUCUAAAGGUUUUCAUGGUACUUACAAUUUUGUCCCUAAAGAACGAUUCCUUUCGGAUGCCAUUGAAAUAGAACCAUGUCAUUUUCGUGUUGACACUUUAGCUGGUAAUUUAUUCUCACCUAACUAUCCAUAUUUUUAUCCUACCACCGCCAAUUGUACUUACUAUUUGGCACCUCAUCGAGAGUUCAACCUGAUCAUUUCCUUGGAAUAUCUAAAUUUAAGACGUUAUGCUUGCCAUGAAGACUUCAUCGACAUCUAUCAGAUGCAUCCAAAGAUUCAUCUUGAAAAACUCUGCUAUGAUUCAAUGCCACCAUAUCAAAUUCAAACAAGGCGUGGAUAUAUCAUUGAAUUUCACGGUGGUGACAACGACGUAGUAAAAGCUCGUGGUUUUCAUAUUUCAUUCAAAUAUUUGUCACAAAAGAAUAUACCAGAUGGAAGCAACAGUCGGUCGGUUAAUGAUAAUAUUCCACACUUCGCUUACUCAUCAUUUUCCUUAUCUUCCUCUCAUCCUUCUAUGUUUUCCUCAGCUAUCAUCGAUGUUCAAAGUAAUGAAAUUGGUUUAAGAAAACAUUGUCCAGUGAAAAUCACUUCACCUUCAGUAGUUGUUAACGAUUCACCUUUGUCGAGCAGUAUCUCAGGUAUUCUCAAUUCAACACAGUACGUGGAUAGUGAUGAUCCGUUCAAAUGUCAAUUUGUAUUUAUGGGUAGUGGUAUUGAAAGAGUUCAAAUUACCUUCCUCUAUUUCAAUUUAUACGCACGAAUGCCCAAUUUGAAUAAUAUUACCAAUAGAUGCGAUGAAAUGGAUCAUUUAUCAGCUCAUGUAUUAAUUGGUACCCGCAUGUCUCGAAUCGAAGAUUUCUGUGGUAGUGAAAUACCUCCUCGAUUGAUGUCUACCAAAAAUCUAUUAACUUUGGAUUAUGUUGUUCGAUCUACUCGAGCAAUGAGACAAAUGAUGACCAAUGCGGAAAAAUUUGGAUUUGUAUUAAAGUAUCUUUUUCGAACUGAUCUGGGUCUAUCAGAAAUGAAUGCCGAAGUAAGAAAUGAUUUGACACAAAGUAAAAAUUAUCAUGUUGACAGUUCAGAGAACCGCUUAAUAGUUGAAUAUCGUUUCUUGAGCUACCGAUUGCCACAUCAAGCUUGCCAUUAUGAGUUUAAUUCAUCUCGGCGCAGCUCAGGUGAUAUUUUCUCUCCCAAUCAUCCAGGAUAUUAUCCUCGCAAUAUUGAUUGCCAUUACAUAUUUCAUGGAACUGAGAAACAGGUCGUUGCUAUACAUUUUGAAUAUUUUGAUGUGGAAGGAUUAUCCACGUGCGAUGAUAGUACGCAUAGUGAUUAUGUACUAUUUAGCAACUAUCAAACUCAAGAUCGUACCAAUCGUCGCUACUGCGGACAGAUUUGUCCAAGAGAUUCAAUUGUUAGUGAAUCAAAUUAUUUCCGGAUGUUGUUUCGCUCAAAUGAUAUCUUUGAUGCUACUGGCUUCUAUGCUCAUUAUCAAUUUAUUACAGAACAAGCGUCACAAAUCAACCGCGUGAAAGUGACCACUAAUGGAUGUUCGUUUGCAAGAUUACCACUAACUUGGUCAGCAGUGCUGCUGCUAUCUUCACAGAUGGACCUCAUGAUUCCAUAA
This is a messenger RNA of Acanthocheilonema viteae, 1965 nucleotides long. The record is from the annotation of a GenBank genome assembly. NCBI's taxonomy places the organism in Eukaryota, Metazoa, Nematoda, Chromadorea, Rhabditida, Onchocercidae.